This is a messenger RNA of Melanotaenia boesemani (Boeseman's rainbowfish), 3043 nucleotides long. Its product is annotated as small vasohibin binding protein. The transcript is spliced from 3 exons. Gene Ontology annotation, biological process: protein secretion; negative regulation of protein ubiquitination. The record is from RefSeq and is a predicted model, not a curated record. The coding region runs from base 168 to 368 and encodes 66 amino acids. Gene Ontology annotation, cellular component: apical part of cell. Lineage: Eukaryota; Metazoa; Chordata; Actinopteri; Atheriniformes; Melanotaeniidae.
UUUGACAUUCACGGAUGUUUUUAUUGGUGACACCGUAGCAACAGCCGCUUUGGCUACUAGCUAGCUACUGCUAGUUAAUAUUAUUGAAGCAAUCUAAAUUACUCUUAAUUACCUAUAUUUUUUGUUAUAUUUGUUGUCACGGGCUGAUUGAGUCGAACAUUUUCACGAUGGAGCCUGCCUGCCGUAAGGACAAGCCAAAGCUGAACUCUACUCCGACCAGAGGGGAUAGAUCCAAGCAGAGGUCUGCACAGCAAGAGCUCAAACAGCGACAGAGAGCAGAGAUAUACGCUUUGAACAAAGUGAUGACAGAGUUGGAGCAGCAGCAGUUUGAGACCUUUUGUAAACAAAUGCAGUCACAAGGAGAAUGACGAAGAAGAUGCCUCCUGUGCCUCUUGUAUGACACGGACCAGGAUCCAUACACACUUUACAUGCUCACCACAGUUACGGGCAUAAAACCUCUCACCUUUUCCUGGAAAUAGUUGUGGUGCUGCUGUUGAGCCAUGCAGUGGUUGUUUGGGAUGUUUUACAGACUCAUAUUCCCGACUCUUUUCCUGAAUAUGCCAGACUGAGCUGAUGAUCUAAACCAAGAGGCAACUGUGUAAUCAGUAAGACGGUUACUCAAUUAAUUUAAUGUUUAAACUAAGUACACCAGUUAAAGCUGUCCAAGCCAGUGGCACCACCUUUUUGCCUGCACAAAGAGGGAUGUUGAUUCAAUUCAGUGAUUAAAAAACACCUUGAAGUGUAGAAAGCAUAUGGCUGGUAUUGUAUCAGUGUUAUUUACAUUAUAAACAGACAAGAACAAUAGCAGGAGCGUUUCAGCAGAGGCCUUGGUUCUUAUUAAAAGAAAAGAUUGUGGCGUGCACUUAUACAGUGUCCCAUAAAAGGAAAACAUCCCUGACUGGUUCUUUUUGGACCAAAACAGCUAACAACAAACCAAAUGUCUGAACUGGGUAGGGGACAGUUUUUGUUUUGUUUGUUGUUUUUUUUUUUUUUUUUGUUGUUGUUUUGUUUUAUGUUUUGUUUUGUUUUUUUUUGUUUUUUUUUUUUUUAAUGAAAAUGAGCUCAUUAAAGGAUAUUCUUUCCAAGGAAAAAAAAGCAAUCUUUUGGAUUGUUCAUGUUGUGGUGACUUUGUGAGGCACAUUUACUAAAUUCUGACGUCUGACAUUGAAAUAUUUUGGAAAAGAUGAGCAGCUUUGCCCUGAUGGCCAGAAUAAAUCGGUUCAGCUGCCCCACAAAAGUAACCUUAUUCCUUUCAGUCAGAGAUUACUGUUUAUUACACCUGUGUUUUCUGGUUAGAACCCCUGCUUUGUUUUUACCAGAAAUAGUUUACUUACAGCAGGUCAAACCAGAUCUUCAAGAUUAAAUGAAACUCUUUAGUUUGCAUAUAUGUAUUUAAAAAAAAAAAAAAAAACAGGUGGUGAGUUGUCAAAUCAUGUUUACUCUUUAUUGAGCUGAGUAAACCAUUAAGAACAAAUUCUUUUUUUAUUUUUUUUCUUCCAGUACCGUCCUGGGAUUUAGGGUGUUACACGAAUGAAAAUAUCAUCACAAGGUCAAGCUAUUUAUAAUUAUAGGCGCCAAGUUUUUUGUCUUUUUGGUUACAAAUUGCUUAAGCAAUACCUGUUUAGAGCAAAGUGGACCUCUGUUUAUAUUUUUAUAUAUCUAAUACUCCCAAAAUAUAAAACAUAUUUUCUGCAUCUCACUGCAGAUGCUGUAACAGCAAUGUUGUCGGCAUACUCUGAAGUUGGUGUGGUUUUAGCUCAAAUUUUACCCUUGUGAUGCCAAAAAGCGAGAGAAAACACUGCAUGUUAUUACUGUAUUCAUCUAAGAGCUGCACCUGGUACAGGAGCGUUCAGCUGCUUCCUAACAUUCUUCCCAGAGGAUCCUCCAGUGUGAAGUAUGACUUGUUUCCAGAGAGAAAUGUUCUCCGAUCAGCAGCAACAAUGAGCCCAUUUACACACCAUAAAAAUCUGAUAACUGAUAGUAAUCACAUUACUGUAAUAAUCUGAUCUGACACAUCUACAUGCACCUCUGAAAUAAAAUAUUUAAAACACUGUCUACAUUUUCUAGUCCAUCAUCAGAUUUAAUUUGGAGUACGUACGUAAGUGGCGACGUUACUUCCUUUUUUAAAAAAACAUCAGGUCUUUGUUGAAGAUGGUGGCUCCCGUGGUCUUAGCGUUAGCUGCUAAUGUGGGAGCUAAUAAUCUGCAAAAUAAGCUACUUAUGAAUACUUUACUUUGUUUAGACCCACCUUCCUGCUCCUGCAUGUCAUCCUGGUUUUGGGUUCUGCUCAUGUUGCGAUGGCAUCACUUCCGUCUUUUUAAGGAAAGACAUUAAAAAGAUGGAAGCGACACAGUCUCACACACUUGUGCAGAUGUAAAAAAAACAAAAUAAAUCUGAUUAACCGGUCAUAAUGCAUCAAUACAUCAGAGUAUUAGGGAGAAAUCUAUGCUAGUUUGAUUUCUCAGUAAGGUAACUGCCAUUGAACUGGUUUACAUGCACACCGAAAAUCCAACUAUUACCUGAUUUAUGGUUAUCCGAUUAUUCAAGUAUGAAGACUAUAUAUUCUUGUAGACAGCAUAAUCAGAUAUCCUCUAUUACAUAAUGGCAGUUAUCUUAUUAUGAGAAAUCAGAUUAACAGACCCCAAUGUUUCUGUGCAUGUAGGCCCAUAUAUCUGAUUUAUUUCAUGUUUUUAUAUCUGCAAAUGUGCAAAAAACUGUCAUUGUGACAUCUUCCUUUAAAAAGAUGUCACAAUGUGAGCAGAAUGCAAAAUGAAAACAGGAUGUUAUGCAGGAGUGGAAGCUAACGCUAUGACCGUGGGCACUGCCAUGUUCAACAAAGACCGGAACAGGAAGUUACGCCACCCAUGUUGUGUUCACUUACCAAAUAAAUGUUGUGUCCCUCUCACCUGAGAAUUAAGUUGAACUGAAUACGUUGUACGAACUUUACAGACUUCAUUUUUAUUUUCAUUUAACUUGUUUGUGUUGCACAAAAUGAAAAUAAUGAUUGAAAUAAACUUGAUUUUUUUUUACUGAUUUCACCUUU